UAAUUGGUUUUAGAUAUUUAAGUUAAAUGUCGCUAAAACCCUGUAAAAACGUUUCCACCUUAAACUUACAAAUCUCCGAAACCCGCUCAUCCAAAACGUCUCUUCUCGAACAAUUCUGGGUGACCCUGGCCGGGGUUUAAAGCAUAGCUGGUGCCGUGACCUACUAAUCAACUAGUUGACUUGUCCACUAACUACUACUAUCCUGCCAUGAAGUGUUAUCAUUGAAUAACUUCUUCAAUCAAGCCAACCAUGGCCGAUGACCUACCAUGUAUCCCUUCAUCGUGCUAAUUGUCAAGAGGACAAAUUCAUUGAAAAUGACAUGCCAAAAAAAAAUGAUAAAAAUAAUGUAAAAGGUAAAAAACGUAAAAAGUGUUUACGUGACAAAACAGCUCCAAGACCUCCACAUUCUGGAUACAUACGAUUUUUGAAUGACAGGCGUGAACAAUUUCGUUCUGAAAAUCCCAAUUUACCAUUUGCUGAAAUAACCAAAGUAUUAGCGACUGAAUGGAACCAGUUGCCAACGGAUAAGAAACAACAAUAUCUUUUAGCUGCUGAACAAGAACGAGUAAAAUAUGUUGAAGAAUUAGCUGUUUACAAAAAGACUGAUGCAUACAGAAAUUUUAUUCAACACAAGAAGAAAAAAAAAGUUAAAACCCCUAUCCAAAAAGAUCAAGAAUUAGAAAAAGAAAAUCCAUUCGGUGAUAACAAUAAUACAGUUUGUAAUAUACCUAUAUAUACUGAAGAAUUCUUAAACUUCAAUAGAGCUAGAGAAAGUGAACUAAGGUACCUCCGUAAGACAGUAACAGAUCAAGAACAAGCAGUAUCUGUCUUAGACAAACAUAUUGGAAACAUGAAUAAUGGAGCUAUAAAAUUAAUAGCUAACAAUGAAAAACUCAAAGCUGGAUGUUCAAAAUAUGAACAGUAUUUAAUUAAAUUGCGAUCUCUACUUCUGGGCGUUUUUGAUAACAUUGCGUUUCCAGAUGACACUGAAUCCCCUACCAAUGAGACCAUUGACUCAUUCAUGGUUAAUUUAAACACUCUUCUGACAACGGACUCUGGUACUCAUCCUUCCUGGAUUGCAGAUGUAAAAAAAGGUAUUUCUAAUUUGGACUUGACAGUGUUAAAAUAAAUUGUAUUUUAAUUUACUAAACUAUAAUUAAUUAUAAGUUAUCUAAUUAUAUUGUUUUUUAAUAUUAUUUUAUGUAAUACGCCUAUACCUGAUCAUUAUUGAUAGUAUUACUAUAAUAUUUUUUUUAUUUAAACAUUAAACAUUAAAUUAUUUUAUAUUUUA
Myzus persicae (green peach aphid) is the source of this 1291-nucleotide messenger RNA. Its product is annotated as high mobility group protein 20A-like. The record is from RefSeq and is a predicted model, not a curated record. Gene Ontology annotation, biological process: regulation of gene expression. The coding region runs from base 257 to 1129 and encodes 290 amino acids. Lineage: Eukaryota; Metazoa; Arthropoda; Insecta; Hemiptera; Aphididae. Gene Ontology annotation, cellular component: nucleus. The transcript is spliced from 7 exons.